Messenger RNA from Brassica napus (rape), 3852 nucleotides. Its product is annotated as protein LAZY 4-like. Lineage: Eukaryota; Viridiplantae; Streptophyta; Magnoliopsida; Brassicales; Brassicaceae. The transcript is spliced from 8 exons. The record is from RefSeq and is a predicted model, not a curated record. Gene Ontology annotation, molecular function: ATP binding. Bases 646 to 1563 code for a protein of 305 amino acids. Gene Ontology annotation, biological process: biosynthetic process; regulation of growth; gravitropism.
AAAAAAAUGAAAAAGGCUUAAAAACAAAAGAACCGAUGCUUAACUUGGGCCUUUAAGAAUUGGUAAAGACCCUUGCGUGUCACUUUUUUAGUGGACCUCCUCUUUAUGUCUCUCUCUCCUUCUCGUUAGGGUCUUGAUCUGAGAUCACAUAUUUUCUCUAACUCCACUGAAAUCGAUCACUUCAUCUUCUCUCUCGAUCGAGUCUGAUAUGGAUAGAUUGUUUUGAUAAGAUUGAAGAUUGAAUUGAAAGUUUUGAAAUCGAUCAACUCUGUUUCUGAGUCUUCUGUGGUAUCGCAGCUACUGUUUUCUCCAUCAUCAUAGAUUGGUGACGAAGACGAAGAGUGUAGAGUAUAUGUCAUUCUUUUUUAUCACUCUUUGUGUUUCUCUGUGGAACUUCUUGGUUCAUCUAUGGUCUUAUCGGUCGUGACCCUUUUGUGAGAAGAAGACGGUGGAGAUGAAAGAUGAGGAGAAGAAACAAAAUGUGGUUUAUGGAAAGCAACAAGAGCAGCAAGUUUAGAUCCUUUUGAAUGAUUUAUUCUGCGGUAUUUCUAACGUGGACACACGCUUGCUGAAAUCUCUGCAGAGAAAGCUGGUAUCUUCAAGAGUGGAGUUCCUGCUUUUACAGUCCCUCAACCUGAUGAAGCAAUGAGUGUACUUGAUGAGAAAGCUUCAGAAUUGGAGGGAUUUAAGCUUCUUGGUUCAGCAAACACGAGAUAUUUCAUUUCCUUUUUCACCUCUUCCUCUUCUUCUUCGUCGGGGUCAGCAAGACAUGAAGAUCAAUCACGAGAAGAGUUCAGCGAUUGGCCUCACGGAUUACUUGCCAUUGGAACGUUCGGUACCUUGACCAAAGAUCAAACCCCAAUACAAGAAGUGAUUCAAGAAGAGAAGACUUCUAACAUGCACGUGGAAGGUAGAGCGCAAGAUAGAGAUCACGAUAUUUCUUUAUCCGAUGAUCUUGAAGAUUUUACUCCCGAGGAAGUUGGGAAACUACAAAAUGAGCUGACGAAGCUCUUGACAAGAAAGAACAAGAAGAGGAAGUCUGAUGUGAACAAAGAACUUGCCAAUCUUCCUUUGGAUAGAUUCUUGAAUUGUCCUUCGAGUUUUGAAGUCGAUAGACGAAUCAGCAACGCGUUUUCAGGUGGUGGAGAUUCUGAUGAGAACCAAGAAGACAUUGAGCGUACGAUUAGUAUUAUUUUGGGGAGAUGCAAAGCUAUUUAUACAGAGAGUAAAAAUAAGAAGAAGGGUAAGAGAGAUGUGAGCAAAACCUCUGUUUCUCAUCUCCUCAAGAAGAUGUUUGUAUGUACAGAGGGGUUAUCUCCUAUUCCUAACCCUGGCUUGAGAGACACGUUUCAAGAAUCAAGAAUGGAGAAGUUUCUGAGAGUAAUGCUACUCAAGAAGAUUAAUACUCGAGCUUCUCCAAAGCAAACAUCAACGAGUAGAUACGUGCAAGACAGGCAACAACUUUCCUUAAAGAAUAAGGAAGAAGAAGGAAGAAGUAGUAGUAGUAGCGAUGGGAGUAAAUGGGUCAAAACAGAUUCUGAUUUCAUUGUUCUAGAGAUUUGAUUCACUUUACCCCUACUCAGGUUCUUACAGGAAAGUACAGGUAAUAUAGUAAGUUUGAACAAUGAAUCUCCACCUCAUUAAUUUUGCUUCUUCUAAUGCUAAAUCUGAUGCUAGAUCUUAUGUCUUUGCAAAUAGAGAAUCUUCAUUGAUAUCAAGAAAACAAAAAUCAGAAAGAAGUGAUCAAUCGAUUUUCUUUUUCUUUCUGAUGAACAUUUUUGGGUAUCUAUAUGUAUAUAUGUAGAUCCCACAAGUUUUCCAAUCAUUUUUUUUUUCAGUUAAAAAAAAAGAGUGGAAAACGUUAAUUUUAAUCCCUGUUCUAAAAAUCGGUCGUCUAGGCGAUACGCGUCACCCUUCGCCCUGAUUUAUGUCAAAUCGAUUAAAAAAAUCAGAUAUCUGAUUUUUUCCGCCUAGCCGCCUAAUCUAUUUUUUAAUAAUAUAUUUAUUUAUUUAUUUGAUCUAAAAUUUUAUUUAUAUUCAUAAUUCAUAUAUUCUAUUUGUGUGUUUUAUACAAUCUUAAACAUGAAAAUAUAUUAAUGUUAUAUACAAUUAAAGAUUAAUAUGUUUUAUAACAAGGUAAACAAUCUAAAAAUUCCGCCCCGCAUAAUUUUUGAUUAAUCUCCGAUUUUUUCUUUAGACGCUAGGCAUAAUCCGACCGCCCAAUUAGCGCAUAGCGCGUUCCCGAGCAUGGAUUUGAAUUGCCCACCGUUAGUUUUUCAUUUAUUUGCUAGCAAUUUACUCUUUUUUUUUCAAAAUUUUGUAAAGUAAAUGAUUAGUUAUGAAACAAUUAUCCUCUUAAAUGUUGAUUUUAGAAAUCCCUAGAAAGCUGACAAAAAAAUUCAUGGAGUACAUUUAGGGUUUGACUGGUAUUAUUAGCGUAAGUCAAAGUAAAAAUAAAUAAUAGGAAAGAGUGAAAAUGAAAAUGAUAGAAAAUAGUGAAAACAACAGUAUUUUUAUUCUAUUAUAAUGUAGAAUAAACUUGAGUAUGUGUUUUUUUUUUCUAUUUAAACAGUGGACAAAGUAAAAGCUCAAAAAAUUAUUUCAUUUGAUUGGCAAGAUUUUACUGGGAUUUUGAGUAAAAUUAAAAUCAAAGUAAUAAUUUACUCUAGAAAUGCUUUUCAAUCACACCACUAUAAGAAAACACCGGGAUUCCGACGACAAAUAUCGUCGGUAUGUCCUCGGAAUAACGGUAUUCCGAGGACAUACCGACGAGAAUGGUCGUCGGAAAGUAAAAUUUCCUCGGAAUUUUCUCGGAAAGUUCCGAGGGAAUACCGAGAAUUAAAGAUUCUGAGGACAUUCCGAAGAAACAUUUCCUAGGACUGUUCGUCGGUAUCUCCUCGGUUCUUUCCGAUGGAAUGGUCCUCGGAAACAUUCCGAGAGAAAAGAGGUAUCGGAAUAUUCCGACGGCCGAGGAAGUGUAUCCGUCGGGAUAUUCCGAAGGAAGUGUAUCCGUUGGGAUAUUCCGAAGGCAUAUGUCCCUCGGAAUAUUCCGAGGAAGGUGUCGUCGGAAUAUCCCGAGGAAUACACUUCCUCGGAAUAUUCCCAAAAAUAAUUUUUUUUAAAAAAUUAAAAAUUUAUUUUUUUAAUUGAAAUUCGAAAAUAUAAAAUUAAAAUUGAAAUAGAAAACAUAUUAGAUAAUAUUCAAAAUUGUACAAACAAAAAUAAAACAUUAAGAGUUUUUGAAAAAAAAAAGAAACUACGGGAACUGCAUCUCCACCAUUUGCUCGUUCUGCUUCCUCGUUGCCUCCCAUCCCGCCUCUUGAUCCGCCAUCUUUUGCUCCAACGCAGCUAUGCGGUCAUCUUUGUCCUUCAACUGGUCCAUAAGCCCUUCUGGAUCAACAUAGGGCUGUGGUGCAGAAGGAGGAACUGACCGGGCUCGACGACACAAACCGACCAAACGUCCCUUCUUCUUUGGAACCGACUGAAAUAGAAAAUAAACAAAUUUAAAUAAUAGAAAAGAUGAUAAAAUGAAAAUAAAGAAAUAAAUGAAUUGAACUUUUUUAUAAAGAACAUACCGAUUCAACGAUUUCGUUGAUUCGAAUCCGGGACAAGUUGGUAGAAGCCGUCGAAGUGGCGUCCAGGUCGGUUUGAAGCUGAGAUAGACGGGUAUAUUCGUCUUCCUUCUGAGUUUCGAUCAAGCUGAGCACAUCCCUCACAACACCAUCAUCAAUCUCCCCGGUGUGCUUGUUGGUAUGCGCCGUCUUCAUUAGGACGAAAUCAUCAACCGGCUCGCCAUCAUUUUCAUCCGCCUUAAAAAAAACAAAAGUUAAAGAAACAUUAGAAAUUAGAAGA